Messenger RNA from Hyalella azteca, 522 nucleotides. RefSeq names its product vitellogenin-2-like. The transcript has 2 exons. Bases 1 to 522 code for a protein of 173 amino acids. Lineage: Eukaryota; Metazoa; Arthropoda; Malacostraca; Amphipoda; Hyalellidae. The record is from RefSeq and is a predicted model, not a curated record.
AUGACGCCAUUACCUGCAAUUGCUGCCGCGGUGCACAGGCGAGAACAGGCUAGCAAACGCUGCACGUCUCGUGGCGACACAAAAACGUCCAAGUCUACGGCGACUCGCGGCGAUACAACUACCAAGUCUACGGCGUCUCGCAGCGAUACAACUACAAAGUCUACGGCGUCUCGCUUCGAUACAACUGCCAAGUCUACGGUGUCUCGCGGCGUCACAAAAACGCUCAAGUCUACGGCGUCUCGCGUCGGUACAACUACAAAGUCUACGGUGUCUCGCGUCGGUACAACUACAAAGUCUACGGUGUCUCGCGGCGUCACAAAAACGCUCAAGUCUACGGCGUCUCGCGGCGAUACAACUACCAAGUCAACGGUGUCUCGUGGCGACACAACUACCAAGUCUACGGCGUCUCGUGGCGACACAACAACCUCCAAGUCUACAGCGUCUCGCAGUGACAACAAUGUUCAAGUCUACAGCGUCUCGUGGAGACACGACAACGUCCAAGUCUACGCAGUCUCGCAGUGA